Molecule: messenger RNA, 7366 nt
Organism: Monopterus albus (swamp eel)
Lineage: Eukaryota; Metazoa; Chordata; Actinopteri; Synbranchiformes; Synbranchidae
Gene: itgb4
Product: integrin, beta 4
Exons: 42
Coding region: 334-6150 (1938 amino acids)
Biological process (GO): cell-cell adhesion; cell-matrix adhesion; cell communication
Cellular component (GO): membrane; focal adhesion; integrin complex
Molecular function (GO): integrin binding
Source: RefSeq, a predicted model, not a curated record
AUAUCUCUCCUCCGCACAUGCUGAAAAUCUCUUGCACACACGAGGAGACACACACACACACACACACACACACACACACACACACAGUCAGCUGAAUUUAAGCACAAAUAAGUCAAUAUUUGACCAGACUGGACUGCACAGGAAAGAAGAAACAAAAGAAAAAAGAGAAACCUUGAACUUGGACACAAGGACUUGAAGUGUUUUUCAGCGCAGGUGGAUACAAACUUUCCUUAAACUCUUGGGUCAAACAAAGCAAGAAGGAGUUUGUUGUUUUCUUAUUUAGUGCUGGACUUUUGGACUCAGACUGGGCGAGAGCACAGUAAGAGGAAGAAGAUGGGGAGAUGGACAUUACAUCUCUCAGUGGGGCUCGGGCUUGUAGCCGGCCUCUUAACCUGCUGUUAUGCUGAAGUGAAUUACUGCUUCGCUUCCAGUAACAAGACCUGUUCAGAAUGUCUGCAGGCUGGGAUAGGUUGUGUCUACUGCUCUGAUGAGACCUUUACUGGCUCUCGCUGUGAUCUGUCUAAGAACCUACUCGCCCGUGGCUGCGGCGCUGCAACUAUCAUCACAGCUCAAAGCAGUAAAGUCACUGAACAGGCCCAAAAAAUCAACAUGAGUCUUCAGCAGUCUCAGGUGUUUCCACAGCAGGUGAGCAUGACCUUUCUGCCAGGAGAGGAGAAGCUGGUGGAUGUCGAGGUGUUUGCUCCAACCAAAGGCCCCCUGGAUCUUUAUAUUCUUAUGGACUUCUCCAAUUCCAUGGCUGACGAUUUGGACAACUUGAAGAGGAUGGGCAAAGAUCUGGCUACACUGGUGGAAAAGUUGUCAGAUGACUACACCAUCGGCUUUGGAAAGUUUGUGGACAAAGUGACUGAGCCCCAGACUGAUAUGAGACCCUCCAAACUUAAAGAGCCAUGGCCAAACAGUGACCCUCCAUUUGCUUUCCAAAAUGUCAUCAAGCUGACCAAUAACUUGGAGUUCUUCACCAGUGAGCUCCAGAAAGAGAAGAUAUCUGGCAAUCUGGACCCUCCUGAAGGGGGUUUUGAUGCCAUAUUGCAGGCAGCAGUUUGUGGGGAGAGGAUUGGUUGGCGAGACCACAGCACACAUCUCCUGGUUUUCUCCACCGAGUCGGCCUUCCACUAUGAGGCCGACGGUGUUAAUGUGCUAUCAGGCAUCCUGCCGCGAAACGAUGAGCUUUGCCACCUGAAUGCAGACGGCAAAUACACAGAGCAUACAAGUCAGGAUUACCCUUCAAUACCCACACUGGUCCGUUUGCUGGGCAAACACAACAUCAUCCCCAUCUUCGCUGUCACCAACCACUCCUACACGUACUAUGAGAAACUCAAAGAGUAUUUUCCCAUCGCUGAGGUCGGGCGUCUACAAGGAGACUCAUCCAAUAUCCUGCAGGUCAUGGAGGUUGCAUUUAAGAAUAUUCGUUCUAAGAUGAGCAUCCGUGCAGAAGACAGACCCAAGGUUUUCGAGGCUAAGUUCUUGACCACCGCUGGACUUGUUGCAGAAUAUGGGACCUUUGAUUUCAAACCUGGAGCAAUAGGCAAGUUCAAGAUGCGUCUCAAAGCUCAGCGAAUGAUUGAUGAGAAACUUGCCUGUGAGAUGCAUCCGAAUGAAAAAGAGGGAACAAUGAGAGUCAAACCUACCACCUUCAAUGCUGCCGUCAACGUCAGGGCCUCAGUUUUCUGUCCAACCUGUGAAUGUCAGAAGACUGUCAUCAAUAAGGCACCUAGAUGCCAUGGAAACGGAGACCUGGUGUGUGGGAGGUGUCGGUGCUCUCCUGGCUGGCUUGGUACAUUCUGUAACUGCUCUUCAAGCUCUUCAGCCCUGGACACCAACCAAUGUAUAGGUCCAGGCAUGACAGAGCCCUGUUCAGGUCGUGGAGACUGCCUGGGGUGUGGAAUCUGUGUGUGCUACAACCGAGAUCAGUUUGAAGGACCCUACUGUCAGUACGACAAGACCCAGUGUCCAAGAUACGCAGGCUUCCUCUGCAAUGAACGUGGCUCUUGCAUCAUGGGUCGGUGUGCAUGUACAGAAGGUUGGAUGGGCAAUGCCUGUGAGUGUACCAUGAGCAACCAGACCUGUCUGGACAGAAAUGGGAAUGUCUGCAAUGGGCGAGGUCGUUGUGUAUGCGGUCGCUGUGAGUGUCAAGAUUCUAGUAUGGAGAUGACUUCAGAUUGUGAGCCACUUUUCCAGGCCCAGUUGGGUGUGUGUGAGGGUACGAGGAGUUGUGUCCAGUGUAAAGCCUGGAAGACAGGAGAGAAGAAGCAGAAAGAGGAGUGUGAUAAGUGUCCCGUCAAAAUUAUCAUGGUGGAUGAACUCAAACAACAGGAGCAGGAGAUUCAAUCAUGCAGUUUCCGUGAUGAGGAUGACGACUGCACAUUCUACUACACUGUUGAAAACCGAGAUGAAAUUCAGGUGCUCAAGAAGAAAGAUUGUCCUCCUGCUAGCCUCUGGUGGUUGCUCCCCCUCAUCCUGUUCCUCUUGUUACUGCUGGCACUUUUGCUGCUCUGCUGCUGGAAAUUCUGUGCCUGCUGCAAAACCUGCUUGCAGAGCUGUCUUGCCCUGCUACCUUGCUGUAGGAGAGGUCGCAUGGUUGGCUUCAAGGAAGAUGAAUAUUUGCUCCGCCAGUCUCUCCUGACCUCAGACCAUCUGGACACACCGAUGGUGAGGACUGGCCCACCCAAAGGAACUGAUGUGGUUCGCUGGAAGGUCACAGAUAACGUACACCGAGGACCCAAUCACCCCCAGGCUCUGUUAAAGCCCAACCCUAAAGAGACCAUCCAGCUCCCAAUCUCAGUCCGACUAAACAGGUUGUUCUCUGAGAACCUAUCUCGCUCUGACUCCAGAGACGCCGAACUGCUCCGCAAGGAGGUGGCCGAUAAUCUAAAUGAGGUGUACAAGCAGAUUCCUGGAGCCCAGAAGGUGCAAAAGACUGCAUUCAGAAUGCAAAGAAAUGCUGGAAAAAGGCAGGACUACACCAUCAUGGACACUGUUCUGUCUGCUCCUCGCAGCAGCUACCCUGAUAUUGUCAAACUCACUGAGAAAAAUGUCCAGUCUGGAAGUUUCCAGGACCUCAAAGUUGUGCCUGGAUACUACACAGUAGCCACAGACAGAGAGGCUGCGGGAGCCAUAGAGUUCCAGGAAGGUGUUGAGUCAGUAGACGUUCACGUGCCGCUCUUUGUCAAGGAUGAAGACGAUGACAAGAAGCAGCUGCAGGUGGAGGCUGUGGAUGUGCCACUGGGCAUUGCAGAAAUUGGCAAACGUUUGGUCAACAUCACCAUCAUAAAAGAGCAUGCCACCAGUGUCUUCUCAUUCCUCCAGCCGGCCUACACUUACAGCAGGCAGGAUGGGGUGGCCAACAUCCCAAUCAGCAGAGAGAUCAUAGAGGAUGGACGCACACAGGUCACCUACCGCACACGAGACCUCACAGCCAAGGAUAAGAAGGACUAUGUUACUGUGGAAGGAGACCUGACCUAUGGUCCUGGUGAGACCCAGAAGACAGUUCCUGUUCGCCUGCUGGAGCUGAGUGAGAAGGAUGGCCUCUUGGAAGACAAACAGGUCAAGCAGUUUGUCAUGGACCUCAGUAACCCACGGCAGGGUGCUAAGCUGGGACGUUAUCCGAGAACUACUGUUACCAUUGCAGAUGUACCAGAGCCCAGUGUUAUGAUGUUCAAAAAGGGUACCCAGACCUUCACUACAUCUGACCCAACCUACACCAUCCCUGUGGUCCGGACGCGCAACCAGGACAGCCCUGCCUCAGUGAAAUGGCGUACCAAGAAGGCCCAGCGCUUUGAUCUAUCUGGUCCUCUGAAAUUUGGUCCUGGAGAGACUGAAAAGAACAUAGUGAUUGACCCGAAAGCCCACCCUGGCCCAAUCCAGCCAGAGACCUUCCAACUGGAACUGUUUGACCCAAGUAGCAAUGCUUCUCUUGGAGAGAGGAAGACCACUCUUGUUAAUGUCACAGGUGGAGGUCCCAGAUCUCCAGAAAUGAUGGAAAUGCAGGAGAAAAGCUACAUAAACCGGAAUGCUACCUCUCCUGGUGGUCAUCUUCUCGCCCCGGCAAACCCUAAGGCCAAAGCCACUGGACCCAGAAGCAUUCGCCUCAACUGGGACCCACCACCUGGCAACCCAUUGGGGUACAAGGUGAAGUACUGGAUUUAUGGUGACCCAGAGAAAGAUGGCCAGGUCUUAGAUGUGAAGACUCCUCAAGCUGAGUUAACCAACCUGUACCCCUAUUGUGACUAUGAGAUGCGAGUGUGUGCCUACAACGCCAUGGGAGAUGGUCACAAUACCAACAUUGUUACCUGUCAAACUCUGGAGGAUGUGCCUGGUGAACCUGGUCGUCUGGCCUUCAAUGUCAUCAGUCCAACUGUCACUCAGGUCAGCUGGGCAGAACCUGCAGAAACCAACGGCAACAUCACAGCUUAUGAGGUCAUCUACACACCCAUCGAUGAUGAACAGAAGCCUAUGGGACCAGCUAAGAAAGUGAAGAUUGACAAUCCCAAGAAGCGAAUGCUGUUGAUUGAGAACCUCCAGAACGCCCAGACCUACCAGUACAAGGUCCGUGCGCAGAAUAGUGUGGGCUGGGGCCCCUUCAGAGAUGCUACCAUCAACCUGGCAUCACAGCCUGCCAGACCUUUGUCCAUUCCCAUCAUUCCAGACAUCCCUAUUGUGGAUGCUGAGGCAGGAGAUGAGUAUGAUAGCUACCUGAUGUACAGCAAUGAGGUGAUGAAAUCCCCCACCUCCAAGACACCCAGCGUCUCUGGUGAUGAUUACUUGAUCAAUGGGAAGUGGGACCAGAACUUCCUUUUCCCAGGGGGGUCAGUGACACGCAAUUUGUCAACAUCAUCCUCUCCUAUGUCCACCCUGAGCUCAAACUACAGAGGGGCAGGUGGCUCUUUCACCACAGAAACAAGCACCACCUACCUGUCCGGCCCAGGAGGCUCUCGCAGACCGGAUAUGCUUGGAGGUGGCAUGCACACAUCAGAUGUCAUCUUGAGGAAGCGCUCAGAGAACAGGAGUUACACAGAUGAGAACAUCCGGGACUCUAUUGUCAUGGGAGAUGUGUCCAGCAAGUUCUCGCCUUUAAUGCCAUCAGGUGGUUUCGGCUACACUGGGAUGCAGAGCAGCUCUCAGAGCCAGUUCAGCUACAGCCUGUCUCAGGGCUCCAGGGCCAGGACCCAGUCUUCAGAUGUCAACGAAGCCUUAUAUAAUCUUGACAGGGUGCUCUACGAUGCACGUCUUUCUCCUGGUAUCCCAGACACCCCCAGCAGACUGGUGUUUUCUGCUCUGGGACCAACUGCCCUCAAAGUCAGCUGGCAGGAGCCCCAUUGUGAGAAAGACAUCCUGGGCUACUGUGUCUUCUAUCAGCUGCUCAACGGAGGUGAAGUGAAACGCAUCAAUGUGACGAACCCAGCAGAGAACUCUGUGAUCAUCCAGGACCUGCUGCCCAACCACUCCUAUCUGUUUAAGGUGAAGGCUCAAAGCCAGGAGGGCUGGGGUCCAGAGAGAGAGGGAGUCAUCACCAUUGAGUCUGCCGUUGACCCCAAGAGUCCCCUCAGCCCCAUGCCGGGCUCGCCAUUUACACUGAGCACUCCCAGUGCCCCGGGUCCCCUCAUCUUCACUGCUCUGAGCCCUGAUUCUCUGCAGCUCAGCUGGGAGAAACCUCGCAAACCCAAUGGAGACAUCUUGGGCUAUGUAGUCACCUGCGAACAGCUGCAUGGUGGAGGAGAUGUACGUUCCUUCCAGGUGAACGGUGACAGUGCUGAGACCAGUCUGACUGUCCCAAACCUGACUGAGAACAUUCCCUACAAGUUUAAAGUUCAGGCUCGAACCACACUGGGCUUUGGUCCAGAGAGGGAGGGCAUCAUCACCAUCGAGUCCCAGGAUGGAAGUGCUUUGUCUCAGUACAACAACCAGUCGAUGACAAGAAGAGAAGUAUUCCACUUGCCAACAGAAGUCACCACACGAACCAACGUCUCACACACUAUGCUCAACGACCCCUUCUUCUCAGACGGGAUGAUGAUGACCACACAGCACACAGAGAGCGGUGGCGUGAUGACCCGUCACAUCACCAAGGAAGUGGUUCAGAGGAGUGUCACCGGAGGAACAACCGUCACGAAGAAGAUGCUUUAUGAAUCUUAAGAUCUUAUUUAACUGGACCCCAAAUCAACACCCAAAGGUUAAACAUGCCGAGGAAUCAUAUCUGAGAUUCUCUUUUAAAAAGAGUCCGCUUCAGAGUCCUCACACACGAUCAGUGGAUGUUUUUAUAUGUGUGUGUGCGAUUCUGCAACCAAAAAAGAUUUUAUGAAAGAAAUACCUGGAGAGGAGGCCGUUCUCUCAUGUCUGUUACAAACUGUGGCCACUUUUUUCCAUAGUUGAGGUUCAUUUUAACAGUACCAUAAUUUUCACUGUUGCUUUUUGAUAUAUUUCUUUCCAGUUUCUCUACAGUAAGGAAAUAAUUUAGUUGAAGGUUGCACUCCCUCUGUCAGUUCAGCUCUGGUAACAACACACUGGGGCUUUAAAUGAGGCCAGCACUGGCCAGUAAUCUGACUGUGGUUCAGUAAUCCAAAGUGGCCUCUCCCCUCCAUCACCUGUCCCCAGACCUUCCUGUAAGAGAUGAUCCGUCUGCAUGUGAUGUGUUUUGAAACCUGCCAAAUUACAAUCCUGACUGAAAUGUCAGUCUUUCUGAGAUGCACCUGUUUGCAAGACACUCUCUAGAAACUGGUGUAGAUUCUCGCUACAGUUAGGUUCAUUUUCUUCCAAGUGGUCCUAUCCAGAGCGAUUGAGAGUCAGAUUGGUGGAACGUGUGUUCACAGAUGUGUAUUAUAUGAAAGUGUGAUAUUUUAUCCAUAUUUAAUACUUUUUAAGAUUUUCACUUACACAGACAUUUCUGCAAACAGAGGUUUGUGCUUGUGUUACUCAUUUAUAAGCCCAUUUCCUACUGACAAGCAAUAGGUAUGAUCUCAAAUCUCUUUUAGAUGUAACUUGGUUUUGCUUUUCAUAAGAGACUUUAUACUCAAAAAUGUGGUAUACACUGCUUCAAGAUGAUACAUUUGAUGUUUUUGUAACUCUGCAAGGCCAUUGUAUUUAGCAUUUUGGAUAGAUUAACAUCUCUGUAUCCGGACUAUGAUGUUAUACAGUGUGUAAAGACAGAAAGAUUGUAUUUGCUUAAAUGCAAGUCCUGCUAUAUUUUGGCUUCAGAGUUUGAUGAGAAACAGCUUUCAUAAAAUGGCAUUUUUAUCAGGAAAUACAGUUAAGUGCAUCAGCUUUUACAAAACAAACUCAGUAAAGUAUUCAUGUCAUGUAUUGCUUACUUUUAAGCACUUACCUUUUGUAUUUUUAAGUCAGUUUUAUUGCA